Messenger RNA from Arthroderma uncinatum, 2283 nucleotides. RefSeq names its product IBR domain containing protein. Bases 1 to 2283 code for a protein of 760 amino acids. The transcript is spliced from 4 exons. The record is from RefSeq and is a predicted model, not a curated record. Lineage: Eukaryota; Fungi; Ascomycota; Eurotiomycetes; Onygenales; Arthrodermataceae. Gene Ontology annotation, molecular function: zinc ion binding.
AUGCAUAAAAGCUUGCGUAGGCUGACAUGCAGCUUGCUAGAAGGCCCUGCACCCGGCGACGAGAUGAAGCGGAAACGUUCAUCAUACAACGAUGACGUUGACACAUCCCAUUCUGGCGCGCGUGAAAAGGCCACACUCAAGGCUGGAAAUACUGCUGGUGAUCGAAACUCCCUUAAUAACGGCUUCAACCCAAGUUCAAAGGGCCGUGCCUCGAAUUCAAGCACGACACCAGAGUUCUUAACACAGAAUAUUCUCACUUUGUUCCCGGAUAUCUGCCCUGAUUAUGUUGCGACCCUUUACAAAAAGAAAUCUACAGGAAAAUCGCACCCAUCUGAAGAUGUCCUAAUCAAUGCUAUCUUGGAGGGGGAGUCAUAUCCUACUUUGAGUGAUACAAAACGGCGCAGACUUGCCGAGAAUAAAGGCGAGAGGAAAAUUCGCUGGGGUGAUGGUGAUAAAGUCAAGAGAGAUUCACGCUAUUGGAAAUCAUGUACGUCACUUUUGAAGCUCGACUUUCCCCAGGUGCCACUGGCGUACGCGACCUAUGUUCUGAAUGAGAAUCGAUGUUUGUAUGGAGCAUAUCUUGAGCUCGAUAAAACGGAAGCUGCUUACGAAACUUUGAAUCCUAAGCCCAAAGACAUAAAACGCGAGCUCCAGGAUGCAAGAGAGGAACGGAGGCGACGUACAGUUUCACGAGCCCUAAAAGAACAGGAGCUUGAACGAGAAGCGAAAAAUAUUGCCGACCAUGCUGCCAUAGGCGGGCUGGUUGAAUGCGGCUGCUGCUAUGAGGAGACGCCUCUCAACCGGAUGGUAUCAUGUAGUGUCUCAGAUACCCAUUUGUUUUGCAAGAGAUGUAUGAAGUCCAACGCAGAAAGUCAAAUCGGCAUGAUGAAAUUCGAAAUCGUUUGCAUGGACAUGGGUGGCUGUGUGGCAAAGUUCUCCAGGAGUGCUUUGGUUGAAUCCAUUGGAGACGCCCUAGUGAACAAGAUUGAUGAUCUUCGACAACGUGAUGAGAUUGAGAAAGCUAGCAUUGAAGGCCUUGAGGAAUGCCCAUUCUGCGAAUACAAAGAAAUAUACCCCUCAAUCGAGGAAGACCGUGAAUUCCGCUGCCUUAAGCCAGGCUGUGAAAAGGUCAGUUGCCGUAAGUGCCACGGACUAUCGCAUAUUCCAAAAACUUGUGAAGAGAUGAGCAAGGAGAAACGCGUACCAAUGCGCCAGAAGGUCGAGGAGGCGAUGAGUGAGGCUAUCAUUCGGAUCUGCCCCAACCAAAAAUGCAAAACUCCGAUUAUCAAGGAGUAUGGGUGCAAUAAGAUGUGUUGUACGAAAUGUAGCACACUCAUGUGUUAUAUUUGCAAGAAGGAUAUAACUCAGGUCGGAUACCAGCACUUCAUUGAGGUACCAUCGUGGGCUAAUGCCCCAGUGACCGGCAAGUGCAUGCUUCAUGAUGGCCUGACGGCGAGCAGACACGAUGAUGAGGCACUUCAGGCUCGUCAAGCGGCACUUGAGAAAGUGUUGAAAGAAAAUCCAGACCUCAAGGAAGAAGAUAUUGAUAUUGAAGCCCCGAAAGCUCGCAACCCCCGAAGAGCUCAUGAUGCAGCUAUACAACUCCCCGAAAUUCCUUUCGACUUCUUCCCAGGCGUCGUACCACUACCAGGUAACGUACCACUGCCGCAACCACUGCCGCAACAACAACCUGCUCGCGAGGCUGUGCAGCCACGAGCUCGUAAUUAUUUGCCUCAUCAUCCGCCUCAAAACCAGCGCCCACAACCACCACUGAAUGUGCCUAUGCCUAUGCCUAUGCCUAUGCCUAUGGAACCAAUGGCCCAGCUCGCUAUGCAACGGCACGCACAGCUAGCAGCAGCCCAACAGCGUCUACAAGCCUGGCACCGUAGAUAUGGCAAUGGGCCUGCUGUUCAUCUUGAUGCAGGGUACCAUGCACUUGCACAGAAUCAGUUAGACAAUCAUCAGAGGGGGCUACUAAAUCCACAAGUCGGUAUGCCGCUCGCUCAAGGAUAUAUACAUGCUGUCCAUGGCAACAACAACCCUCUACACAUCCGGCAAGGGCUCGGCAUGGUGCUACCGCAGAACCUUCCCCCCGGUCAACCUCUCCAUGCGCAAAACCCCAUCCAUCCAUAUCCGCCACAGGUACGCGCGCCUGACAACCACGGAAGUCGGCCUGGAACUGUACCGGCUCCUCCCACCGAUCAGGGCUAUGGCCAUGCCCAACAGUUCGUCGUGCAUUAUGAUCGCAAUGGUCAGCUCCAUGCUCAACCUUAUGGGCGCUGA